AUGUUCCCGGGCGCGGAGGAGAGCAGACGGAGGCCCCCGGCGCCGGGCGGCAGGAAAGGCCCCCACCGGGUGCCCGCGGCGCGCCUGAGCCGGCCCGGCUUUGUCCAGGCUGAGCUGCGGGGCGGGCUGGAGUGCGGCGUCGCCGGGUUCUCCCGCGGGAGGGGAGGCACGCCCGUAGUUAUUGACAGCCGCAUGAACAAACUGCCUUGUUACAGGUGUCGCCCCUCUGUCUACUCCCUUUCUUACAUCAAGAGGGGAAAAACACGGAACUACCUCUACCCGAUCUGGUCACCAUACGCCUAUUACCUUUACUGUUACAAAUACCGGAUCACCCUCCGGGAGAAGAUGAUGCCUUGUUAUAAAAGCAUCACUUAUAAGGAACAGGAGGACUUGACACUCCGGCCCCGUUCCUGCCUUCAGUGCUCCGAGUCCCUAGCAGGCCUCCAGGUGGGCAGAAGCACCGAGCAGGGUGAUCACAACCAGCUUAAAGAACUGUAUUCGGUUGGGAACCUGACGGUGCUGGCUACUGACCCCCUGCUCCACCAGGCCCCAGUGCAGUUAGACUUCCACUUCCGCCUCUCCCCCCAGACCUCUGCCCAUUGGCACGGCCUUCUCUGUGACCAUCGGCUCUUCCUGGAUAUCCCAUAUCGGGCCUUGGAUCAAGGGAACCGGGAAAGUUUGACUGCAACACUGGAGUAUGUGGAGGAGAAGACCAGUGUGGACUCCGUGUUUGUAAACUUCCAAAAUGAUCGCAAUGACAGAGGUGCCCUACUUCGGGCCUUCAGCUACAUGGGCUUUGAGGUGGUCAGACCAGAUCACCCUGCCCUUCCUCCCUGGGACAAUGUCAUCUUUAUGGUGUAUCCCCUUGAAAGGGACCUUGGUCACCUGCCCAGUGAGCAUGCCUGA
Messenger RNA from Equus quagga, 906 nucleotides. RefSeq names its product ornithine decarboxylase antizyme 3 (gene OAZ3). The record is from RefSeq and is a predicted model, not a curated record. Lineage: Eukaryota; Metazoa; Chordata; Mammalia; Perissodactyla; Equidae. Gene Ontology annotation, cellular component: cytoplasm; nucleus. Gene Ontology annotation, biological process: positive regulation of protein catabolic process. Gene Ontology annotation, molecular function: ornithine decarboxylase inhibitor activity.